UUGACAAGCAUGAGGCGCAUACUCAGUAGGAAUUUAUUUAAGCAUAUCGGUGUUUUUGGUGGAAAUCCUCCGUCUCACGCCUCUUUGACGGGGAGACACAGCGUCUUUGCACUGAAUUUCUACCGGAAAUCAACGAGUGACCGUACAAACAUGGACCUGAGCGACAUGAGGAAGAAAUACAAAGGAGAUGAGGAGUGCUUUGAGGAGAGCCAGCUUGUGUCUUUGGACCCGAUUAAACAGUUUGGAAGCUGGUUCGAUCAAGCCACCAAGUGCCCUGAAAUUGGAGAGGCAAACGCUAUGUGCAUUGCCACCGCCACCAAAGACGGACGUCCUUCUGCUCGUAUGGUCCUCCUGAAGGGUUACAGCCACGAAGGUUUCCGAUUCUUCACCAACUACGAGAGCCGAAAGGGCUGCGAGCUGGAGAGCAAUCCAUACGCAUGUCUGGUCUUCUACUGGGAACCUCUGAACAGACAGAUUCGUAUCGAGGGCAGUGUGGAGCGAAUCCCCCUCCAGAGCUCCACUGAAUACUUCCACUCCCGACCGAAGAGCAGCCAGAUCGGCGCCGUCGUGAGCCGCCAGAGCACCGCGGUUCCUAACAGAGACUAUCUAAGGCAGAAAAACGCAGAACUGGAGGAGAAAUACAAGGACACAGAGGUGCCGAUGCCCGACUACUGGGGCGGCUACGUCGUCAAACCGUACCUGAUCGAGUUCUGGCAGGGACAGACCAACAGGCUGCACGACCGCAUCGUCUUCACCAAGCCGAAGGACGGGGAGUCUGAGCCGGGGCGGUUCCAGCACGCUGCAGAGGCCGGCUGGCUGUACCAGCGGCUGUCGCCAUGAGAAGCUCCCGAAUGGACCGUCGCUGCAGAGUUAGAGCUGAUCACAGAUUAAACCUCACUGGAAGCUCGUCUGCAGCUGAUGGAAACGUCGAUGUGUGUAGGAACAUCGCUGUGUUGUCUGUGAACCUGACUGGACUUUUUAUUUUUCAUUAAUUCUGGAUACAGGAAGUGGAGCGAAGGGCUCCUGCUGCUGUCAGAUAAUGAUUGACAGCAGCGCUGGUUGAUGAGCAGCGCUGUGUUUCACCUCCAGGACCUACAAACUGUGUCUUCUUUCUUGAAAAGCACGAGCUGGACCGCUGACCGUCUCCUCCUUUGAUUCAGCUUCAUGUGGCCCAUUUCCACCGUGGAACCAUCAGGAACGCUGCUCUCUUUGUGAUCAGUUCAGUGAAAGAAAAUACACUCAGUGGCCACUUUAUUAGGUACGCCUGUGCAAUCGAACGCAGUCCAACACAGCUGUUCUGCACUAAAGUCGACUUUUCGGGUAGUCAGAAGUGUUAAUUAGCAUCAGUUAGACUAUUUAGCACCGAGGUCACAGUCCAUGAUGAAGCUGUGCUGGACGUCGUUAUACCGAGAGGAGUUUCUAAUAUUCUGCCCCUCGCUUGUGUGUAAAUCCAACAUAUAGUUGAUUUUACACAUUUCAGACAGUCACUAAACACUGAACAUCGUGACCUCAGUGAAGGUGGAGUUUAUGGCAGAGCUGAUUUAUGAAUUGCAGUAGAUUUUGCAGGUGUGCCUAAUAAAUUGGCCACUGACUGCAUCCAUUCUUUAUUGUUUAUUUUUGGAAACUAUAUAUUUCUGUUAAACUGUCUGUUUGAUUGGAGACUAAAUGCACAUUUUUGCACAUUCAGCGCAGCUGCUGAGCAUUAACUCGACUCUCUUAUAUUAUCAAUCCAUCUGUGUAUUGAUCAGCUGAUCUCCAUUUUCCUUAUGAUUAGCACGAUGCCCGUCCUUUCCAGGUUUCUUUCUGUGAAUUUACUGCUGCAUAUCAGUGUUUUUCUCAGACAUUGUAGAAAACUAUAACACCCAUCAAGUCGAGUGUUACUAAAUUCUUCCUGUGGCUCAGACUUGAACUGACUUUAAUCCAUUAUGAUGUUAUGAUGUUUGCAGCAGCCCCCACGUCCCACCUGCCGUCUAAUAGCAGCUUUGAAGAGCUGAUGAUCUGACUCGUGAUGUUUGUACUGUGUGAGAGCUGGACUGGUGUUUACUGCUCACUGAAUGUUGUUCUUACUGGAAUCAGCUGUAAAAAUGGAGCCAGUGAUAAAGUUAAAGUUGUGUUUGUGUUUGUCCAGCAGGUGUCAGCAGCAACACGUGCACACACCACAGAAUAACUUCUACAAAGUGCAGCUUUACAAAUUAAGACUGAACUACCCAGAAGUGUAAGCACAGCUGAGGCAAAGAGAUCAUUAAUUGAUCAGUCAAUUGUUUAAUUAGCAACUUUUUUUCAUGUAAAAGAAUGAAUGUGUUUGUAAUAAUGUGGAGCUUUGGACUAAACAAACACUGUGAAGGCGUCACUUUGGCC
Messenger RNA from Chelmon rostratus (copperband butterflyfish), 2358 nucleotides. RefSeq names its product pyridoxamine 5'-phosphate oxidase (gene pnpo). The transcript is spliced from 7 exons. NCBI's taxonomy places the organism in Eukaryota, Metazoa, Chordata, Actinopteri, Chaetodontiformes, Chaetodontidae. Gene Ontology annotation, molecular function: FMN binding; pyridoxamine phosphate oxidase activity. Gene Ontology annotation, biological process: pyridoxine biosynthetic process; pyridoxal 5'-phosphate biosynthetic process. The record is from RefSeq and is a predicted model, not a curated record. The coding region runs from base 10 to 840 and encodes 276 amino acids.